AUGGAGGGCGCAGGGCCCCGGGGGGCCGGGCCGGCGCGGCGCCGGGGAGCCGGGGGGCCGCCGCCGCCGCUGCCGCCGCUGCUGCUGCUGCUCUGGCUGCUGCCCGGCCCCGCGGCGCCCCAGGAGCUGAGCCCGCGCGGCCGCAACGUGUGCCGCGCGCCCGGCUCCCAGGAGCUCACUUGCUGCGCCGGCUGGAGGCAGCAGGGGGACGAGUGUGGGAUCGCUGUGUGCGAAGGCAACUCCACGUGCUCGGAGAACGAGGUGUGCGUGCGGCCGGGCGAGUGCCGCUGCCGCCAUGGCUACUUCGGUGCCAACUGCGACACCAAGUGCCCGCGCCAGUUCUGGGGUCCCGACUGCAAGGAGCUGUGUGUCUGCCACCCACACGGGCAGUGCGAGGACGUGACGGGCCAGUGUACAUGUCAUGCGCGGCGCUGGGGCGCACGCUGCGAGCAUGCGUGCCAAUGCCAGCACGGCGCGUGCCACCCGCGGAGCGGCGCGUGUCGCUGCGAGCCUGGCUGGUGGGGCCCACAGUGCGCCAGCGCGUGCUACUGCAGCGCCACGUCGCGCUGCGACCCACAGACGGGCGCGUGCCUCUGCCACGCAGGCUGGUGGGGCCGCAGCUGCAACAACCAGUGUGCCUGCAACACGUCGCCGUGCGAGCAACAGAGCGGCCGCUGCCAGUGCCGCGAGCGCACGUUCGGCGCGCGCUGCGAGCGCUAUUGCCAGUGCUUCCGCGGCCGCUGCCAUCCGGUGGACGGCACGUGCGCGUGCGAGCCCGGUUACCGGGGCAAGUACUGCCGCGAGCCUUGCCCUGCCGGCUUCUACGGCCUGGGCUGCCGCCGCCGAUGCGGCCAGUGCAAGGGCCAGCAGCCAUGCACGGUGGCCGAGGGCCGUUGCCUGACGUGUGAGCCCGGCUGGAACGGCACCAAGUGCGACCAGCCGUGCGCCACCGGCUUCUACGGCGAGGGCUGCGGCCACCGCUGCCCGCCGUGUCGCGACGGGCACGCCUGCAACCACGUCACCGGCAAGUGCACGCGCUGCAACGCGGGCUGGAUCGGUGACCGGUGUGAGACCAAGUGCAGCAAUGGCACCUACGGAGAGGACUGCGCGUUCGUGUGCGCCGACUGCGGCAGCGGCCACUGCGACUUCCAGUCGGGACGUUGCCUGUGCAGCCCGGGCGUCCACGGGCCCCACUGUAACCUGACUUGCCCGCCCGGGCUCCACGGCGUGGACUGCGCCCAGGCCUGCAGCUGCCACGAGGACUCGUGCGACCCGGUCACCGGUGCCUGCCGCCUGGAGACCAACCAGCGAAAGGGCGUGAUGGGCGCGGGCGCGCUGCUCGCCCUGCUCCUCGGCCUGCUGCUCUCGCUGCUCGGCUGCUGCUGCGCCUGCCGCGGCAAGGACCCCGCGCGCGGGGAGCUCUCGCUUGGGAGGAAGAAGGCGCCGCAGCGCCUAUGCGGGCGCUUCAGCCGCAUCAGCAUGAAGCUGCCCCGGAUCCCACUCCGCAGGCAGAAGCUGCCCAAGGUCGUAGUGGCCCAUCACGACCUGGAUAACACGCUCAACUGCAGCUUCCUGGAGCCGCCUUCGGGGCUGGAGCAGCCCUCGCCAUCAUGGUCUUCCCGGGCCUCCUUCUCCUCGUUUGAUACCACGGAUGAAGGCCCCGUAUACUGCGUACCCCACGAGGAGGCGGCAACCGAGAGCCGGGACGCGGAGGGCCCCUCCGCCCCAGCCCCUGCCCCUGCCCCUGCCCCUGCCGAGGCACUGGCUUCGUCCGCUGCACCGGUGACUACGACCGCGGAGGAGGCCACGCCCCUCCGCGCGUCCUCCGACAGCGAGCGGUCGGCGUCGAGCGGGGACGGGCCCGGCGGGGCGCUGUAUGCGCGUGUGGCCCGGCGCGAGGCCCGGCCGGCCCGGGUCCGGGGCGAGGCCCGAGGCCUGUCGCUUUCGCCAUCGCCCGAGCGCAGGAAGCCGCCGCCGCCCGACCCCGCCACCAAGCCCAAGGUGUCCUGGAUCCACGGCAAGCACGGUGCCGCCGUCGCGCGUGCGCCGUCGCCGCCACCCGCGGGCCCCGAGGCCGCUCCCAGCCCCAGCAAGAGGAAACGGACGCCCAGCGACACGUCGGCGCGGCCGGACGAGCCCUGCAGCCCCAGGGCCCGCGACCCGACGCCGCGGCCCCCGGGGCUGGCCGAGGAGGGGCCGGCCCUCGCCGCACCCUCGCCGCCCCGGGCUCGGGCGCGGGGCCGUGGCCCGGGCCUCUCAGAGCCCACGGACGCUGGCGGUCCCCCGCGCAGCGCACCUGAGGCCGCCUCCAUGCUGGCCGCCGAGCUGCGCGACAAGACUCGCAGCCUGGGCCGCGCCGAGGGGGCCGUGGGCACGCAGGGCCCCCGAGAGAAGCCGGCGCCGCCGCAGAAGGCCAAGCGCUCGGUGCCUCCCGCCUCGCCGGCCCGCGCGCCCACCGCGCCCGAGGCCCCAGGGCCCGAGAAGACGGCAGCGGGCGCGCCCGGAUCCGACACCCCCCGAAAGAAGACCCCCAUCCAGAAGCCGCCUCGCAAGAAGAGCCGGGAGGUGGCGGGCGAGCCGGGCCGGGUGAGCGCGCCCACCCUGUAGUAGGUCGGCCCCGCCGUGCCUGCAGCUCCUCGGCUUAGCAGCGCUGCUUGCCACCCCGCGUCCCGUGCGCGCCCGGCGUCUCCCGCGGGGGCCCCAGCCCAGAGCAGUCUGGCGGGAGGCUGCGUCUCACUGGGUCAGGCUCAACGGCCCUCCUGGAUGGGGUCCCGCGCUCGGGCAGGAAGCCCCAUCCCAGUGGCUAAGGCCUGACAGACGCUUUGCUGGCCCCUCCCUUCCCAUGGCCUGCCUGUGGAGGGCUCCCACCAGCCCGGGUCUCAAAGGCCAAGGGUAGGAGGGCUCUGCCUAAAGAACACCUCUCACUGGCCAAGAGUGCCUUGGCUGGGUCACCUUCUCACUGGCUGAGGCCAGAAGCACUUCCACCCUGGCAGCCUCUCUCUGGCCAGGGCCUGGCGCCUCUGGCUGGAGGUUCCCUUCUGUGACCCUAGCCAGAGGCUACUUCCACUGGCCGAGCCCCAGGGCAUCUGGUUGACCGGAGCCUGGGGAGGAGGGCUGGUCUCUGCUCCUCAGGAGGCUUGGCUGUCUCCCCACCCACCCCAGCCCCACCCACGCUCUCCCAGCCCCAGGCUCCCCAGCCCUGGCCCCUCCGCUGUCGAGCUGGUUUUGAUGGCCUCCCACCACCCCACAUGCCUGGGAAUCCGAGGGGCAACUCCAGUGGCCUGUGGAGACGUAUUUAUAGGCCCCCGGCAGGGCUGCUCCCACCCCAUCCGGGUGCCCCAGGAUGGGCUCCUCCCGGCAGGGGCUUGGCCAAAGCUUUCUUAAUAAAGUGCCUUUUUUCUCCCCGUG
Messenger RNA from Mesoplodon densirostris (Blainville's beaked whale), 3408 nucleotides. It is a transcript of the gene SCARF2, whose product is annotated as scavenger receptor class F member 2. The transcript has 11 exons. Gene Ontology annotation, molecular function: scavenger receptor activity. The record is from RefSeq and is a predicted model, not a curated record. The coding region runs from base 1 to 2607 and encodes 868 amino acids. NCBI's taxonomy places the organism in Eukaryota, Metazoa, Chordata, Mammalia, Artiodactyla, Ziphiidae.